AUGUGCUUUAUGCUUUUCUGGAUAUUACCGAACUGCGAUGCUCGCCCACCUCCGUGUAAGGAUGGAAAGCUGUAUGAAGACAGCAUUUUCACCUACAUCGACUGCAGCGUCUGUCUCACACAGUCCCACUACAAGAACUGCAGGACAUGUUGUCCCAGUAAGUGAGAGUGUAUUUACUAGCAUCAAUAUUACUCUAUUGACUUAGUUUUUUUUCUACCUGGUAAAAUUUUCAGCGUCAGUUAAGCAAGUCAUGACGUACAUUUUCUCCACGGAUUAGUCUAGGGCCAUUUUAUACAAUCCAAAGGCAGUCCUAUUAUUUUACUUUGGGUAGCCUGCGUAGCAAGCGUUUCCGUUCGGUUUUGACCGCGCGAGAAAUGAAACGAGAGCCUUAUUUGCGCCACUUUUCUCGCGGUCUUUGACUCUCGUUCCUCGUUCUUCUCCUAAACCGUACAGAAACGCUUGCUACGCAGGCUAUACUUUGGGUCGUUGGAUGAGGAGAGAAAGAGUCGGACAGAGGGGGGUGAAUAGGCGAACGGAUCGGCGGAUUUUGAAAAUAUUGUGCCCGGAUUUCGGAUUCAAAGCAAGAUUUUAACGGAUUUCCGAAUCCUGCAACUGCAGCGGAAUGCGGAUUCAUCUAUUUUUUGGGCCCGGAUUUUGGACUUUGCGUGUAAUACAAAUAUUUUUUCCCGGAUUUCGGAUUCAGGACGAAAAUUCAACGGCGGAUUUGGUUGAUAAAUCACGGAUCGGCGGAUUUGCAUACCCCUAUUCAUCCCCCUCCGGACAGUUCUUGUAUCCUGUGUUGCUGUUAAGAGAGACCCUAAUUGUUUGCUACUGGAGUGUGAUCAAAUAAGAUAUAUUUUUGGAACUCUUAGCACUUUGAUAAAGAUGAGAUGGUGAAUUUUGAGCCUCGGGAAUAGAUGAAAAAGACUUUUUUUUUUUUUUUUAAGUCAGUGACACUUUAAGGAGUACGCGGAAUUUUUUCUUACGAGCUCGUGUCACUGACUGAAAAAACAUCUUUCUCGGUCCUCGGUAAGUCUUAUUCAAGCCUUCCCAACUAGAAACAAAUUAUUGAACUGCUGGAACUGUUUUCGUAGCUUACUAUUAAUAGAAGUCGAAGGAUCAGGACCGUCUUAGUUUAUGUCACUUUCCAGUGACGCAAAUAUGUCAAUUCUCUAACUUUAUUUUUGCAGGAGAAAGUGCAAGUUUGCUAGUUUUCAGUCAAUGUUUAUUGACACUGUUUCGGGGCGUCUGUUGUGCAUGGUAUGCAAUAAAUUUCGAGGGAAAAGUACCGGAUCGAGUGACGGCAUUUCGAACUUGUGCUUGCGGUUCAUUGCGGGGCACUUUCCAAAUAUCAUAUGACAUUUGAGCAUUCCUCCAUGAACUCUAUCGCACAGUUAUAUUUUUUUAAAUUGAAAACCCCAAAAAGAAUUUAUACGUCAAUGAAAGGCAAUGCGAAUCAGUGACUAGUUUCUCCUCAGCAGUUUCCGCACCCGCUCCGCUUCCCCUUCCGCCCUGACUCUUUCACACCGAAAAAAAUCCAACGCAAAAUAACGCCACUGUUUGUGUCACGAUAGAUAAAUGCGAUAGGAAUGAACGUACUCCAACUGCGUGCAUUUUUUUUAUUUUCUCUCCAAAUAGUGACUCAAGCCAGUGCUCAAUACGAUCAAACGAUGAUGACUUUAGUUCAGUCUAGCAAUCGCCCAUGGCCAAUUACGACAGCAUUGGAUGAAGAAAGCUCGGCUCCUUCCGAGCACAAAUCGCGCUUUUUGACGAAAGAAACCCUGGCAGCAGUUGUAGUUGCAUUUUCCUUGGGUUUAAUCGCAGGCGGGUUUCUGCUGCAUAUGUUUAAACGCUGUGUGGAUUUUAGGAACCGUCGUCGUUCAAGAGAAUCUCCUAAACGUAAGUAACUGUCUAACUAACCCUACAAGGAAGUGUAAAUGCAGUCAGGCAUCUUUAUGUUGUUUUGCUAAGUCAAUUAGUAACGGAACGGGAAGAAAACACGGUUCCAUAACUGUCUACUUCUUGUCCCUCUCCACUACUGAUUAACUGAAACGAGUCUAGUAAGAUAUAUACGGGUAUUAUCUCUCCCGGGGUGGCAGGACGUGAAGGAGACUAUGCCGUGAAUUUCGAAAGGUCGCGCUCUCAUGUAAACAGCCAAUCACAGAGCGUGUACUAUUCAUGCGGAUAGAUAUAAAAAGUGUAUUUUCUUGAUGAUCUCAGCUUAGUUACCGUAAACAUCAAACAUAGGCGUAUAAAAAGGAGGGGAAGGGGGGCAUUACGAAAAAGGGUGGAGGAGGUGGGGUGGGAAGCCUUGAAUUCUCCCACAUUUACACCCGCCACAUGUAAGGUCCGGCCGUUCACACCAAAGCCCAAAAAUAUUUAAAAAACAAUUUUUUAGUUAGACACGGUUUAAAUUUGUUUUCUUUAUGAGAGCUGAUUACUUCACUUUGUCGGUUGUAAAUUUUAUUGCAAUAACGUAACAUGUUUAAGUCAGCCUCGUCCCCCCAGGGCUUUUCUCGCUCCGUAGGGAUGUGGAGGGAGAAAACCCUUAGAACGAGGCUGGCCCUAAGGCCAUGGGGUCGAGGUUGUGUUAAAGUUAGUUUAAAUCCUGUGUAAAAGCCUGUGUUCUUGUUUUUCGUUACUGUUUUUUAUUUUUUUAAAAUCCUUAUUUGGCCGGUGUGAAAGAGGCAUAAUUUAGAUGUUAACCUAAUUUGCAUAAAUUCCAUCCCAUAGCACCACAACAGGAGACGCAGCCAAGUUCGACAGCAUCGCCAUUAGUAGUGGCUGCAAACCCUGUUAGAGCUGAGAAUACAGACAUGCCAGUAACCUGA
Messenger RNA from Porites evermanni, 2831 nucleotides. Lineage: Eukaryota; Metazoa; Cnidaria; Anthozoa; Scleractinia; Poritidae. The record is from the annotation of a GenBank genome assembly.